AUGGGGAAUGAAAGCUCGAUGUUAGCUGAAGAGGAAUAUCUUCAUCACGAUAGAAAGAGCGAAAGUUCAGUUGAAGGUGGCGAAUGUUAUGGUUUUCGUGUUCUCGGCAUCCAGGAACAGUCGCCUGCUUCGACCGUGGGCUUUGUGAGCUUCUUUGACUUUAUCCUCGAGGCAAACGGUAUUCGUCUUGACACUCGGGACGCUACCCUAAUGGAGCUUAUUGCUCAGAGUGAAGACCGUCCUAUGCAGCUUCGAGUAUUUAAUGUUAAGGCACAGACUUCAAGAGAAUUGCAAUUGACACCUAGUCGCAAAUGGCCAGGCAAAGGAUUACUAGGUGUGACGAUUCGCUUUGAUUCCUACGAAGGCGCUGAGGAUCAAUUACUUCACGUGCUGGACGUGGCAGAAUCGUCACCAGCCGAGCGUGCAGGACUCCGAGCAAAUUCGGACUAUCUACUGGGCACACCGGAACGUGUGUUUACUAGUGCAGAGGAUCUGCAUGAUGAGAUUCUGGACGCACUGGAUGGAUCAUUCCAAUGUUAUGUGUACAACUCGCUUGAUGACCAGGUUCGCGUUGUGUCGAUCGUUCCGACAGAGCGUUGGGGAGGUGAUGGUGUACUUGGUGCUGAGGUUGGCCAUGGUUACUUGCAUCGACUGCCGUCUGUCUAUCGGGGUACUGUUGGUUCAUCGGUGGGUUUUGUCAAUCUACCUAAGGAUGCCAAGGCUGCAACGGAUGCGUUCUUGAAGCCGCAGCGACGCGACGAGGAUAGUCAAGCUACUAGCGAAGGCCACAAAGAAGGCAAUGAGGUUGUCAAGUCGGAUACGAUGUUAGCAGACCUCUCAGCACAUUCUCCACAAUGUGAUGCAAACCAGCAGCCGAUUGAUACUGAAUCAUCUAAUCCGGAAAAUGAUGAUACGGCCUCUGGGACAACUAGCGAGAUGAAGGCCGCUCCUUUAGCAAAGCCCCGAUACGUAGCACACAUGGAUUUUCAGCUUCCUAUCUCGACUAUUGCCGUAGUUGCUGACCCGUGA
Molecule: messenger RNA, 1029 nt
Organism: Peronospora farinosa
Lineage: Eukaryota; Oomycota; Peronosporomycetes; Peronosporales; Peronosporaceae
Source: the annotation of a GenBank genome assembly